Molecule: messenger RNA, 797 nt
Organism: Guyanagaster necrorhizus
Lineage: Eukaryota; Fungi; Basidiomycota; Agaricomycetes; Agaricales; Physalacriaceae
Exons: 5
Coding region: 1-645 (214 amino acids)
Source: RefSeq, a predicted model, not a curated record
AUGCGCAAAACAUCCUACGGCGUUACUGCUGUCUUUUGUGCCAUCGUGCUUAUUCUCAAUAUUCUAGCCUCAACACGAACUGACUGGCUCGUCUACAAGACCCCCGAAAUUCUUCACACCAAAAUUACCGUUCGUUAUGGCCUCAGCAAGCUUUGCGAGACCAAAGUCAUCAGUCUCCCUGACUCGGACACAGACCGUAAAUACACUGAGAAGAGCUGCCGCCGUUUCCCUCUCAUCAAGACCGAUGAAUGUCAAAGUGGGAACGAAACAUUCUGUGCGUCCUGGACGAGUGCUGGGUACGCCGUGGAGCUUGGCAUAGGCUUCUCUGCGCUCUCACUCGUGGCGAUCAUGUUUGGAGUUAGCACGCAUUCGAGGAGAAGGCGGAUUUGGCGGGCUGUUGCGGGGUUGGUGGCACUUCAAGCUGUGUUUCAGCUCGUCGCAUUCGUACUCGUUACGGAGAUGUAUAGGACUGGUAGAUAUCCCACCUUUGACCAGGCGAAGCCUGGAACCGCAUAUGUGGUUAACACUAUCUCGUGGAUUGCCAGCGUCCUCAUUGUUAUCGGUGUGGUAACCACUGGUAUCUCUGCUGAUAAAGGUCACCGAUGGGCGGCUGGGAACAGAUCCUACCGUCCUUUACCCAGUUAGCUUGAGCUCCGACUUGUAUUAUUUUUCCUUUUUUUCGAAAUUACGUUUGGUGGUAUACACACGCAUAUAUAGUCUAGGCAUACCUUCUACAAUGAUUCCUCGGUGUCAUUUACAUACUCGAAGAAAUGAACCAGCGUUUCGCGUCGGUCUGC